AUGGCUACUUGGGCAGAUAUCCGGCGUUUAGCGGCUGAUCUUCAACGUGUGCAGGCGGCCGAUUCUGAGAAAAAGUAAGUGUUCAAAUUAACAUUUAUUGUUUCAAAAACAGGCUUUCUGAGGCGAAUUGCAUUGAAGUAAUUACGAAGCUAAUCAACAGUGGCGCCAUCGACAUAGUUGUUGCGUCGAACGGGAAGGAAUACAUCACAAAGAAGCAUCUGAUAACUGAAAUUGAAAACGAAUGCAUUGCCAACGGAGGGAGGGUUACUGUAACAGAUCUGGUGGCAUUGUUGAAUGUCAAUUUGGAGCACGUAGAGACGGCUACGUCUGUUUUGAUCAACAGCUCUCACGAAUACAUACUAUGUGCUGGAGAAUUACUUGCCAGGUAAUGAAGACGUAGUGUGCAAUAAUUUUACUUUUUAGGGAUUUCAUUAAUGGAUUGUGCAAACAGUUGAAUGAAAAGUUGAAGGAAACUGGACAACUCUCCAUGCUGGAACUUUCCAAAACUUGGGAUCUCCCUACCGAUGUGUUCAAUCACUACGUUCUUCCAGAGUUGGGCACCAAGAUUGAUGCCAAGAAGGUGGAAGAUCAGUUGUACACCAACAGCUUCCUCCAAAUCCAAACAAACAAAUUGAGAGCUUGUUUGGCGGCUUUCAGCAAGUAAGGCAAUGAAAAUAUUAUUUCUUUUCUAGGCCGACGUCGUUGUCAUCAAUAUUUUCGGCAUUUUCCAUUCCCGAAUCCUUAUUUUUUAACAUUUGGAAUGGUCUGAUUGCCGAUGGAAAGUUGAGUGGCCAUGUUGUAGGCGCCAAAAACAAUCUGAAAGCCUAUUAUGUCCCGAGAAUGCAUGAAAUUCUGGUCAAGUCAUUUAUCAAAAAGACGUUCGAAUCAGAAGGAUUUAUCGGUAACUUAAUCUUAUGCUGAAUUUAACUGAAAAUUUAUAGCUACUUCUCUGCUGAAGAAGCUCUCCGUAAAUGACGCCAAGGCCUACUUUAAGGAUUUGUUUUCAAAAAAAGUGUUGGAAUCGAGUUUGUUUUUGGAAUCCGGAGUUGUCACUCAAAGUUUAUGGGCCGAUACGAUCACCAGUGUCCACGGUAACAUAUACUUUAUAAUUAUUUGAAAGCCAUCGAAAGAGACCCCCGGUUCGGGGAUCUCUUUCGAAGGAAACCUAAUUAUUUGGUUCAGAGGAGUUAACGGCCAAGCUCUAUGUAAUCGUGGAAGAAAUUCUUCCCACUGUGCUAUCAGAUAUGUCCGAAAAGGACAUUGAUCUGUUAUACGCAGACAUCAAAAGGAACAAGCCUAAUGUGAAAUCAAUCAUUGGGGAGGUUUAUGUCUUAUACGACGAUAAAAUUGUUGACCAAGCCUUGGAGAAGGUGAUUCCGACUGUUAUUGAGAAGGCCAGGUCUGAUGCCCCUUCUAUUAUUGACAAAAUAAAAGAAUUCAAGUUAUCACAACAAAACGUCCAGAAGAAAGCAGAGGAAGAUGUAAGUAUUACUGAAAUCUGCAUUGAUUUUAGGACGACUGGGGGUCAGGAGGCGGAAAGAAAAAAGGAAAAAGCGGCAAGAAACAAUCAACGACAAAAGCGAAGAAUACUUCCAACAAUUCCCAAGGUAAUUUGACAGCAUUAUAAUGAGUUUGUUAGCAGAUUACUGGAGUCUCGUCACCUUGGAUAAGAGGGAAUUGAGAGAAGAUCUUUCCGCAAUAGCACACGUUCCCGACCUCUUGCUUGACGAGAUUAUCGAUGAACUUUUUGUUCAGACCAAUAAUCGAUACAAGGAAGAAGUGGAGCUGGCUUUGACAAGUGUUGAUAGUAGUGCGAGCAAAGACAUGAAGAAGUUGAUCGAGGAACGGAGACUGAAAGCACAACAUCUCUACGAUCAACUGCUCGUGUUCGAACAGAGUUUGGAUGAAUUACCCGGUAUGGUAAUCGCUUUCGUACUGAUUAUUGUUUUAGAAACACUCGCCCUGGAUCUAAAGUCAUAUCUCACCAAGUCUAUUUGCCUCGAGAUUUGUCAACUGAUGUUGUCUACAGUAACCGAAUGCCCUUCUUCAACUCCACUUUCCAACAAAGUUAGAGAUGAGCUUAUUAAUUCGAUCAAGGAUCCUGAGGCCAGGGAAAUUCUCUCUGCCCUUUUUGCCAGUACCUCCGAUCUAGCACAAUUCCAUGAUUCAGUCACCGAUCUGCAGAAGAUAUCGAUUAUGCUCAGAAUUCCGGACAAAAAGAAGAGAACCGAGACGUUCGAGAGUUACAAGGAGCUUCUUAGGAAAAGGAUAUCAGAAGAAACUGAUCCUCCAACUCUCCUUUUGACCUGUAUCCUCUUCGUCUUCGCAACUAAAAGGGGCAUAGCCAUAACAUGCACCGGGAAGUUUGUUGGGCAGCUGAUCAAAGAAUUGAGUGCUGACUCGGGGAAAAUCCCUAACACAUUAGUUGAUCAACUUCAAGAGACACAGAAGUUGGUUGUGGAUUCGCUAAAGAAAAAGAAUGUAGAUCAAGAGCUGAUGGAUAAGUUGACUCAGAAAGCGGCCGAACUGAAAACGUCUAUGCUAGCUCUUUGA
Molecule: messenger RNA, 2553 nt
Organism: Bursaphelenchus xylophilus (pine wood nematode)
Lineage: Eukaryota; Metazoa; Nematoda; Chromadorea; Rhabditida; Aphelenchoididae
Source: the annotation of a GenBank genome assembly